This is a messenger RNA of Phasianus colchicus (ring-necked pheasant), 3650 nucleotides long. It is a transcript of the gene UGCG, whose product is annotated as UDP-glucose ceramide glucosyltransferase. Gene Ontology annotation, cellular component: membrane. Gene Ontology annotation, molecular function: ceramide glucosyltransferase activity. The record is from RefSeq and is a predicted model, not a curated record. Lineage: Eukaryota; Metazoa; Chordata; Aves; Galliformes; Phasianidae. Gene Ontology annotation, biological process: glucosylceramide biosynthetic process.
CUCCGCCCGCGGCAGGCGGGGCCCGCGCUGGCAGAAAGGCGGGGGCAGGCCGGGCCGUGCCGCGCUCCGUAGUGCGGCAGGCACGCUCGCCGCCGGGCCGGGGUGACGCGUCCCGCCGUUCCUCCUCCCUCCUCUCCCUUCGCGGCUCCGCAGCCGCCGCGCCUCGAGGAUGGCGGUGCUGGCGCUGGCCCUGGAGGGACUCGCCAUCUUCGGUCUGAUCCUCUUUGUCGUGCUCUGGCUCAUGCACUUCAUGUCCAUCAUCUACACGCGCCUCCACCUAAAUAAGAAAGCCACAGAUAAACAGCCAUAUAGCAAGCUUCCUGGUGUUUCACUUUUAAAGCCAUUGAAAGGUGUGGAUCCUAACCUGAUCAACAACUUAGAAACCUUCUUUGAACUGGAUUAUCCCAAAUAUGAAGUACUACUUUGUGUACAAGAUCAUGAUGAUCCAGCUAUUGAUGUCUGCAAAAAGCUCCUUGGAAAAUACCCGAAUGUUGAUGCUAGACUGUUUAUAGGUGGUAAGAAGGUUGGCAUCAACCCCAAGAUUAACAAUUUAAUGCCUGGCUAUGAAGUUGCCAAAUAUGAUCUGAUAUGGAUUUGUGAUAGUGGAAUCAGAGUUACACCAGACACUCUGACAGAUAUGGCCAACCAAAUGACUGAGAAAGUAGGAUUGGUCCAUGGUCUUCCCUAUGUUGCUGACAGACAAGGAUUUGCUGCCACCCUGGAACAGGUUUAUUUUGGAACUUCACAUCCAAGGUCAUAUAUUUCAGCCAAUUUAACUGGCUUUAAGUGUGUAACAGGAAUGUCAUGCUUGAUGAGGAAGGAUGUCUUGGACCAAGCAGGGGGAUUGAUAGCUUUUGCACAGUAUAUUGCUGAAGAUUAUUUUAUGGCCAAAGCUAUAGCUGACCGAGGGUGGAAAUUUGCAAUGGCCACACAAGUUGCAAUGCAAAACUCUGGCUCAUAUUCUAUUUCUCAAUUUCAAUCCAGAAUGAUCAGAUGGGCCAAACUGCGAAUUAAUAUGUUACCUGCCACAAUAAUAUGUGAGCCAAUUUCAGAGUGCUUUGUUGCCAGUCUGGUUAUUGGUUGGGCAGCUCAUCAUGUGUUCAGAUGGGAUAUAAUGGUGUUUUUUAUGUGUCACUGCUUGGCGUGGUUUAUAUUUGACUACAUUCAACUAAGAGGUGUUCAGGGUGGUGCUUUAUGUUUUUCUAAACUUGAUUAUGCAGUCGCUUGGUUCAUCAGAGAAUCCAUGACAAUUUAUAUUUUCCUCUCUGCUUUGUGGGACCCUACUAUUAGCUGGAGGACAGGACGCUACAGAUUGCGUUGCGGAGGCACUGCAGAAGAAAUCCUUGAUGUAUAGCCACAGCUUUGCAACUGUGACUGUCAAAAAGAGAAAGGGGGAUCGAAAGUAUUAUAAAUUGUUUAUAAAAAAUACUUCUAAGAAAACUAAGAAAAUCUACCUUCAGUAGUUUUAUUACUUGUAUGUUUUGGUACCUGUUCUUUAAUUUAUUUUUUGCAUGGCACUUGCAUAUCUGUGAAAAUAUCUGUAGUCUUGGCCAAAUGGUAUUUUGCUCCUAUGUACAAAUAGAAAUGGAGAGAGUUGGUUCUGAUACAUAUCUGCUAUAUGAAAACUCUGCAGUAAACUUUUUUUUUUAAGAAAAAAGUAUCCUUCUGGAUAUAAAUGGCUUCUUACUCCAUGGUAUGCUGGCCUAGCAAAGCCAGUGGUCAUAUAGUUAUUGUCCAGCUGGAUUGCACAAGGCUGUACCUAAUAAUAUCACAUAAAAAAAAAAGUACAUCUGAUUUCUAUUAUAUUCCACUAAAUUGAGCUAGUAACAGGACCUUGGGAAAGAAGCUCUUAAACGCUUUAUGCCUACCUCUUGUAGUUGCUGCAGAACAAAAUGAAUGGAAAGUAAAAAUGCUUAGCAAAAACAAACUAAAAUAAAGCUGGAGUCCUGUGUUUAUAUGUAUAUAUGAAAUACUUUAGUUGUUGCAAUGAACCAAAAGUGGACUGCGUUUGAUAGGGUGAGGCAUUACUGGUCAGUCACAUAUUGUGAGCGUCUUUGGCCAACUCUCAUCUGGUUCGGUCUUGAACCUUGUUAAGCACUGUGCUGUAACUAGCCUAGCUGGCCCCCUUCAUUGUUUCCAUCCUUUUUAAGGGGUGUUUGGCUUUUUUUUUGUGUGAGUGCUUUGACUGGGGGUGGUGGGGUGGGGGGUGUUUGCGUGGGACUCAGUAAAGGAGAGAAGGGAGUGGAAAUACAUUUCAGAAACAUUUCACACAAGCUGUUUUCUUAAAACAAUGUAUUAAGAAUGUAACUUCAUGAUGCAGGUAUUUAAAAUCUUUUUAAAGUGAACAUAUGUAUCCACAGUAGUCAAAAUUGAGUAUUAAAUUGCAGUAAAUAUUGUGAAUAUAUUAAAGGUUUGGGUGAAUUUGCUGUAACUAAAAUUAUAAUCUUAAUUUAAACAUCAAACUAAGUCUACUCUUGGCUUUUUGCCUUCUACUAUUAGUCUAGCCUUUAAAUUGGACUUUGUAUUCCAGUGGUAUGACUAAAAGGACUAGAUUAUAAUGCAUGCCGUGUUUUCUGACCCUGUCCCUGUAGCUUGGUUUCCAACCUUAUUGUGAGACUUUCCAAUUUGUGGUGAACUGGACUUGUUUUCGUUAAACAUCUUUAAUUAAAAAAAAAAAGCAAGCAAAAAAAAAACCAACAAAAAAACAGCAAAGCUAGAGAGGGAUGUUGCAUAAGCCUUUUGUUUUCAUAAUUGUAUUUAUGCUGCUUUACUUCAGGUGAAAUGGAAUAUUGUCACCAUGAAUGUGAGCUGCUGAUUACAAGGCUCAUGCCAACAAAGCAGCUCUAGAAGUUGAAUUACGUGUAGCAUAUUAGCAAUAAUGAUAAUGUAUUUAUAAAAAUGGACACUUACUUUACUGAGCCAAUCCCUUAGCUGUCAUAUGCUACACACCAGCAUUGCGUGUGUACAUAUUAAACAUACUCUGGGCCAAAAUGCUUCAUCCAUCCUAAUGUUUCUUUUGCCUUAUUAUAACAUGGAACUUUUUAAUGGGCAUUUCUGUAUGAACAAAGGCUUUUGAUUCCGUGCUUCAUUCUUUUCAUGUGAAUCAGGAAUAAGUUUUUCCUGAGGAGAGUUGCACACUGAAAGCUAGUCUAGUUGUGACCCACGAAAACAUAGUUUUUAAGAGUUUUUACAUAAUAGAAUUUUGCUGACAAUGUUUAUAUCUUUGUUUCAUGAAGUUUAAUGCCAUUCAUUGCACUGCUGAAGUGAAGCAUAGCUUGCAACUUAGCUUUAUGCUGAUUUCUAUGCAGGCAGUGGAACAGAAAACCAAAAAAAGGCUGAAAAGACUUCAUUUACAAGAUGUUAAGUGGGGAUAAUUGUUUAACCGGGUGCUUUUGUAUUAGCAGAACCAUCUUUGGUCAAGAAAACUGAAGCUUCACUUAAGCAAAUAGUUUUCUUUUGGGGUAUUGUCUGGUUGAUUGAAAUUGAAACCAACACUGUUGAAUGUUGAAGAUGCUACAACAAAACUUUCAAAAUUAAAAAUGGCUAAUGUAAAGUUGUGUUGUUCUACAGGUAUGUAGAAUAUACCAUGUUUAUUUAAAGUCAUUGUUUUUCUUUUAUUUAAAAAUAAAUUUUGAAUAUAAUGUUUGGAA